AUGGGGGUCCCUGUGAAACGACAGCUUGUGGUGGUCCCUCUCAUACUCUCUCUCAUCCUCGGCUCUUCCAGUGCUCAUGCCUGGCGACGAGCGCUACUCAGCGAGACCAAAGCAUCGCCGAGCGACGAUGCUGUCUCGUGGACGGCGACAUCGACGAACGGGCCCAACGCGCCUCGCGAACUGCUCGAAAAGGCUCAUGUGCUCGCCAAAAGCGUGCCGAAUUCUCUCGUGAUUUCUGGCGCUGCGACCGCUACACCAGCACCCGCACCUGCACCCGCGUCGGAAGACACUACUGACGGCGCUCCUUCCGCUCCUCAUAAUCCCGCAAAUGGCGGCGCUGCAGGAUCCGGAAAUGCCAAGCCCCGUGGGCCGGGAAAAAAGCGUGGAGGAAAAGGAGGAGCAAUUGGCGCCGCAUUUAACGUAGCCAGCGCCAAAAAAGGGAACGCAUUCGUGAUCCCUGGUUUCAAUCUCAAGGGCCGAAAACGCGGCGGCCGCGGCGGCAAAGGCAAGUCAAAGGGGAAUAAGCAGCGAGGUGGCAGUGGCGAUACUAACGGCGCGAAUCCCGGGGAGGAUGGUGGCGCGGACGGUGGGAUUGAGGGAGAGGAAUCUGGAGACAACGAAGCAGGAGAUGAUAAUGGUGGUGACAAUGGCGGUGACAACAAUAGUGAUGACUCUUCGAAUGGCUGUCCUGAUGGUGGUGAUACUGGUGGCAACGAUGACGAUGGUGGCAGCGGAAGCAUCGACAUUGCAACUAUCCUGGAGGAGCACAACAAGGCUCGGCAGGAAGUGGGUGUGCCCGACCUCGCAUGGGACGACGCAGUUGCAGCAUCGGCAGCGGAGUGGGCGAGUGAACUGGUGUCGCUCGGCUGCCCCCUGGAGCACGGCGGAGCAGAGGGGCUCGGGCAGAACCUCUACUGGCUCUCGCCCGCUGCUCUCACCCCGGAGGAGGAUCGUGGGGCAGUGCAGUCAUGGGUGGAGGAGAAGGCGGACUGGACCCCCAGCCCCAUUCCCGACGGGUGUGCGGAUGGCAAGAUGUGUGGGCACUACACGCAGGUGGUGUGGCGGGACACCACUCAUGUCGGCUGCGCCUCUGCUCAGUGCCCUGACGGCUCCGGCAUGUGGGUCUGCGACUACUCGCCCCCGGGCAACUUCGACGGCGAGAAUCCGUUCUAG
Molecule: messenger RNA, 1173 nt
Organism: Closterium sp. Naga37s-1
Lineage: Eukaryota; Viridiplantae; Streptophyta; Zygnematophyceae; Desmidiales; Closteriaceae
Source: the annotation of a GenBank genome assembly